AUGACUGAUGGCUACUUUGCUGUAACAGGACAUUGGAUUGAAGAAGUUGCCGAGCAGGAGUGGAAAUUGCAGAGUGCCUUGCUUGGGUUUGUAUGCCUGAACAACUCACAUAAUGGUCUUCGACUUGGACAGGCACUGUAUAAAGUUGUUGCUCGAUAUGGCAUUCAGCACAAGAUAUGGCACAUUCCUCUUCCAAAUGAAAGGAGAAAUUUUGUGAGAUUCAGCAUCAAGAUGGAUAAGGUCAAUAUGUUUGUCUAUGACAUUGGAAUAAUGGAGAAAGACCUUCAGAAGCUUUCCCCUGAGGAAUGGGCACAUGUUGAACUGAUGCUUAAGAUUCUGGCUGCACCAAAUAAGAUGCAGCAGGCAUUCUCCUCCGAUCACUCACCUUCACUCCAUCAGGUUCUUCCUGCACUUGAGGCAUUGCACAAGUCAUGGACUUGGUGCUUGGCUAUUGUUAAGUAUAGUGACUUCUGGCCUGCACUUGAAGCUGGUUUAGAGAAAGUAGCGGAGUAUAAUGACCAAACAGGAGAAUCAGAUGCCUAUGUUAUGGCAAUGUAUCAUUUGCAGUACUCAAUCCAUCUGGUAAAACGAGUCAUAUUCGCAAGUACUGGGGUCCGGAGCUUCUUUAAAGUGUUCUCAAAUUGGCCAAGAAGAUUAUUUGACUUGGUAUCAUCGGUGAAGUAUCAUGAACGUUACAUUGAAAUGUACAGUGAUGUUGGAUCUUCUAGUGCAGCGGCGUCAUCUCUCCGGAAGAAGAAAAGACUUGGUGAGACACGUGUGGAUGUAGAUGAUGUUGCUGGUCUUCUCUCUGAUGAGGAGGAAGAAGAGAAUUACAGGCCAUCUAUGGUCACUGCUGAUUCCUGGCUGCAAGACUUUGAUGGCUAUUUAAACUCGACUGAUGUACUUGCACAAUGGCGAUCGCUAUCCCAUCUGGGCCUCACUUGCUGCUGA
Desarmillaria tabescens is the source of this 951-nucleotide messenger RNA. RefSeq lists its product as uncharacterized. The transcript is spliced from 9 exons. The coding region runs from base 1 to 951 and encodes 316 amino acids. The record is from RefSeq and is a predicted model, not a curated record. Lineage: Eukaryota; Fungi; Basidiomycota; Agaricomycetes; Agaricales; Physalacriaceae.